Bipolaris sorokiniana ND90Pr is the source of this 1044-nucleotide messenger RNA. RefSeq lists its product as uncharacterized. Lineage: Eukaryota; Fungi; Ascomycota; Dothideomycetes; Pleosporales; Pleosporaceae. The transcript has a single exon. Bases 186 to 821 code for a protein of 211 amino acids. The record is from RefSeq and is a predicted model, not a curated record.
CCGUCCUCAUUUAGAACUCACAAAGGACGACCGUCAAUAUAAAGUUCGUCAUCCUGCCCGGAAAAUUGUAGCCUCACCAAUAUCACCAACAUCACCUAACAUCCCCAGUCUACUCGAGCAAAACUCACACAAUCAAUUCCGACAUUAACCGAUACAAACUACGACCUUACUCUAUUAAUAACAGCAUGAAGGCCCCCUCAAUCCUCUUGUCUCUUGCGGUGGCUGCUAUUGCCAGCGCACAAGACUGUUCACAAGCCUCGGAACCGUUCUACAAUAUCACUUCCAAGCCCUUUCACCUUGUUGUACAGUCCGAAGAUGGAAAAGUUAACGACACACUGAGUGCCUGCCACGUCGGUGCAGCCCUGGAGUCACUCUGCCUUAGUAACGGAAACUUUGGCAGUAGCCCUACCCCUAUCCCUGGUGCAGAGUUCUACUUCAACACCUCCAUCUACUCUUCUGCACCAGAUGAAUCAUUUGGGGUUCCUGGAAUCCUGACGUGGAUACUCCCGACUAGCGCCUUCAAUGUUUCAUCUUCGGCGGCGUUUCAAUAUGAUCCCAUCUCUUCCCUAGCCGUCCCCAUCAUCAGCCCAGGCAGCGACAACCCCACACUGGUGACGUUCGAUUCCCAAGACGAUUUAGCUAUCCAAGCCUACGUUCGCGGCAGCAACGGCACGGGCAAAUACGAGCAAUUUUACCGCUGGUACGCAUGCGAGACUUUCUACGGCAGCUACAACUACAAGAACCUUGCUUGGAACUUGGGUUCAGACAAGCCCGACAACCCGAGCUGUGUUGCGGUCAAUGUUACGAGGGUGUUUGUCUAGGAUGUGGGUGAUGGUAUUCACAACGAAUGAUGGAUAUAAUGUCAAGAUGCGAGAAGGAGUUGGUUCUCUGUUGGUAAUAAUUCAUGAUGAAUGCGGAUAGACUUGAGUGGUAAUAACAUUCCUUAAAAGCGUAGAAUGGUAAUUACAUUCCUUAAGAGCAUAGAACGAUGGUUACAUUCAUUGAAAGCACAAAGCGAUAAUUACAUUCUCUUAAUACAUCCUA